Molecule: messenger RNA, 1816 nt
Organism: Acipenser ruthenus (sterlet)
Lineage: Eukaryota; Metazoa; Chordata; Actinopteri; Acipenseriformes; Acipenseridae
Product: deoxyhypusine synthase-like
Exons: 9
Coding region: 245-1342 (365 amino acids)
Biological process (GO): peptidyl-hypusine biosynthetic process
Cellular component (GO): cytoplasm
Molecular function (GO): deoxyhypusine synthase activity
Source: RefSeq, a predicted model, not a curated record
UUUGCUUUCAGUAUUGUUUUGCUUUGUUUGUCGAAUGAACCUCUUUUUGAUUGAUAGUACCUGAAGGAGACUGGCUUAUUAUUUUUAAGAACAAAUCAAACCUUACAAUUGGCGAGCCAGCCAGGAGCGGUUGAACCCCGACCAAGAAAGGGCCCUCCAGGGAAAGAAAGACACGCUCCAAGAGACCGGCCACAGAUCAAACGUGUGUAGCCUGUGUCAGUUCUCUGCUGUGAUUGGUGCAGCCAUGGCAGACCAAGCCCCUUCUCGAGCCCUGGAGGCGGUGCUAAAGAGGAGCUCCUCCCUCCCAGAGGGGACCCCGCAGGUCAAAGGUUAUGACUUCAACCAGGGAGUGGAUCACAGAGCUCUGCUGCAGUCCUACCUCACUACCGGCUUCCAGGCUACCAGCUUCGGGAGAGCCGUGCAGGAGAUCAACAGCAUGAUAGAGAAGAGGCUGGAGCCUCUGGAGCAGACAGAGGAGCCCUCCGCCCCCCCGGACCUGAGCCAGCAGCAUCACUCGGGCUGUACCAUCUUCCUGGGGUACACCUCCAACCUGAUCAGCUCUGGAGUGAGAGAGUCCAUCCGCUACCUCGCACAGCACAACAUGGUGGAUGUUCUCGUCAGCACAGCGGGAGGGGUGGAGGAGGAUCUCAUCAAGUGUCUGGCCCCCACCUUCCUGGGGGAGUUCAGCCUGCCGGGGAGGGAGCUGCGAGGCCGGGGGAUCAACAGGAUCGGGAACCUGCUGGUCCCCAAUAAUAAUUACUGUCUCUUUGAGGACUGGCUGAUGCCCAUUCUUGACCAGAUGCUGCUGGAGCAGAAGACUGAGGGCACACUCUGGACUCCCUCAAAAAUGAUCCAUCGACUGGGGAAAGAAAUCAACAACCCGGAGUCUGUGUACUACUGGGCUUACAAGAAUAACAUCCCUGUGUUCAGCCCGGCCCUGACGGAUGGUUCCCUGGGGGAUAUGAUGUACUUGCACUCCUAUAAGAACCCUGGCUUAGUGCUGGACAUCGUGGAAGAUAUCCGGAAGCUGAACUCUCAUGCUGUGUUUGCCAGACGCACAGGGAUGGUGAUUCUGGGAGGAGGGCUGAUCAAGCAUCACAUCUGCAACGCUAACUUCAUGCGGAACGGCGCUGAUUUCGCGGUCUUCGUGAACACGGGGCAGGAGUUCGACGGCUCUGACUCGGGGGCGCGGCCGGACGAAGCCGUGUCCUGGGGCAAGAUCCGCGCCGACGCCACACCUGUCAAGGUCUAUGCAGAUGCUGCUCUGGUGUUCCCCCUGCUGGUUGCUGAGACAUUCGCACGACAUGCCGAUGCACUCACAGCACAGAACAAGAAGGACUGAGACCCUCCUCCCUCCCUCCCUCCCUCCAUCCAUCCCUCCCCUCUCCCCUCUCCCCUCACUCCCUCCCUCCCUCCAUUCCUCCCCUCUCCCCAGGACGUGCCCUUUUUGAUCUGUAAAAAAAUAAUAAUCAUGUUUGAAAUCCUAGUUGAGUUGCAGUGCACGCCUGAAUGAAUGAACACUGUGCCGGGAGUCUCUUGUGUUUUGAUUUCAUGUCACUGAGCUGCAUGAACCAGCAAUUCUAUCACUGAUAUGAGACAAACCAUUUUUAAUAUCAACAAUUUUUAAAAUACAUUGUGUUACAUUCAGAUUAGAACCGUUGAUAUAAAAAAUAGCGCCUUAUUUUAUUUUACCCUCGAGAAUAUAUUUGUGUGCAUGUUCAAAUUAAUCUGACCAUACUGCAGGACGCUGUCAUAUUCUCCUCCCAUUUAGAGUGCUCUUAAUAAAAUUUUCAAAAUUAAAAUCGUCUGCAAAGUU